Messenger RNA from Boeremia exigua, 2568 nucleotides. RefSeq names its product heterokaryon incompatibility protein-domain-containing protein. The record is from RefSeq and is a predicted model, not a curated record. Lineage: Eukaryota; Fungi; Ascomycota; Dothideomycetes; Pleosporales; Didymellaceae. The transcript is spliced from 3 exons. Bases 136 to 2499 code for a protein of 787 amino acids.
CAACGAGUCACUAGUAUCAGAACUGGCCACUGCCCUCAGCUUUACUAUGUGAUAUAUAUAGAAUACGUCCCCCACUGUGCCUGGAGGAACAGCAGGAACGAUUUGGACGUGAGCAUCACAACGAGCAAGCUCAACAUGCAGCAACUCUUUGCAGAUUACUGUGGGACCCGACCGAUACACUCUCCGAUCCGCAAUUCCCCUAAAGUACAACCACAACAACUCGGCACCGGCAAUUAUGUUUACGAUAGCCUCCCUUCCCCAACUUCGAUUCGAGUCCUCUUGCUGGCGCCAGGAGAUCCCGACGACGAUAUUUUCUGUUACCUCACAUUCUGCGACUUGGAAAAAGAUUGCGCUCUUGAUCCUUCCAUCCCAAGCCCUGUCGAAACACCGUGUUUCGUUACUGGAAAGGGGUAUGGCGAUCAAAAUGAGACGAAGACGUUCGAAUUGUAUUUUGAUACAUACACCGACAAAAACAAAGAUGAUAAAGCGCCUGAUGAAGCUGGUAAAGUACCAGUAGGAACAGUCAAACCCCCUGGCGACCCUGGAAAUGGCAUGUCCGUUCCGCUCGAUACUGGAUACACCAAGGAUCCCGGCAGUACAGAGGCACAGGAGGAAGAUAAUGAGAUGAUCGACCGGUGUGAUCCACUUCAGCAAGGACAGCUCUCGGAAGCCAACGGCGCCUUCGACAGCCGCGUCCGCCUACACCCAUUUCAACGAUAUACAGCACUGUCAUACGUAUGGGGAAGCCUCGAAAACCCUGCGCAUAUCACUCUCGACGGCUAUGCCAAUGUUAGUGUUACCAGGAAUAUGCAUAACGCCUUAAGAUGCUUGCGUCGACCAGAUCGCGCUGUAUCAUACUGGGUGGACGCCAUAUGCAUCAACCAGAGCGACCCAGAAGAAAAGAAAAUCCAGAUUGGGCUUAUGCGACGUGUGUACAAGCAAGCACAUCAAGUAAUUGCCUACGUGCCACAAAAUCCGGAGGACGACAAUGCAUUCAAUGGGCUUGCUAAGAAAAUUUACGAAGCGGGCUUUCAGUGUAGGGAAGUCAUUGAACAAGGAGUGAAGCCCGAGGAUCAACAGGAGGGUGAUGAUUUGGCAUCUGAUGCCACCGGUCGUCUAAUUGUGAGACCUCUCAAGCCAACCGGAACCUGUAUCGAGGACUACGAUGUGCCACCCGAAGACGAUCCGGUAUGGUUCGCCUGGCGACGAUUUUUUGCUUCUCCAUAUUUUCGACGCAUAUGGAUUCUACAAGAAUACACUCUUGGUAGCGAUCUCUAUGUUCACAACGGUAUUUCCUUGUUGAGUUACCCGUUGAUCUAUGUCGUUAUGGACUGCGUCAAGAAUUACAGCAGAAUGAUGAACAUGCACUACUUGGGCCGUGGAGAGAACGCCGAGUUGACUCUAGCUGCGUUCAUAGGAUGGAACGGUUUGGGAACCAUGAACAUGGAGAGGUUGCGCACAGGCGAGGAUCUUCGUGACAAGGAUUGGGUCAAGAAUAAGUCAAGGCUCAUCGACAAGAUCUGGCAUACCUUUAAAUUCGAUGCGACUGAUCCGCGAGACAAGAUCUACGCUUUGUUAGGUCUUGCGUCAGAUGCCGAGCAUUUUGGACACCUGGUCAGCUACCAACCGGAAGACACCUACCCGAAAGUCUACACCCGCUUUACAAAAGCAUUCAUCGAACAAGGACAUCUUGUAGAAGUCUUAAGCAUGGCGUGCAUGACACCUGUUAGCCCGCUGCUGCCCAGUUGGGUACCAGACUGGUUUACUUCUUCUUUCGCGCCAAAGAAGCCAAGAAUUCCAUUGGGGGGAGGCUAUCGAGCUGGCGGCAAUAUCACUUCGGUCAGCAGUAGCUUUGUGCAAAACCAGCUCAUUCUCAGCGGUCAGGUUGUUACAAAGUUUGCCUUUAUGACCUCUCCUGUGCGGAAAGACAGGCUCAACGCCGGCAUUGGGGGUCGUCUCCAAUACACCUAUGAGAUGCUACUAACCUCUCUGAAAGAGCUUACCGACUUCCUCAAACAGAAACCGGGUGAGAUACUCGAGAGCUUCUUUCACUGCAUCACAAUGCGGCCUAAUACGACAAUCGACGACGCGCACAUGACUGAUCUCAAAGACCAGGCCCUUUUCCUGACACUCCUCUCACGUAUUGACGAGUACAAGAUGAUCGAGGAUCGUAUGCAUCUGAAAAUCACUUUCGGUGCUUUCCCCGAAGAAGACGUCGCAUUCCUACAGAGGGUUAUGGGCAAUCUAAAGGGACGUUGCUUCUGCGUGACGAGUCUCGGUGGGCAAGUCGGUCUUGUAGCUGAGCAAACGCAGCUUAGUGAUUGUCUCGCAAUAAUCAAAGGUGCACCAGUGCCCUUUUUGUUAAGAGAGGCGAAUGGAAGCUCGGAAGGAGGUGAGAAAGUAUACAAUAUCGUCGGUGACGCGUAUGUUCUGGGCUUAAUGGGAGGAGAGCAUAUACUGCCCGAAGACCGCAGAUGGCAUAAGAUAGUUAUUGUUUAGAUAACUGGUUAGCCAUUUCGGGUGUUGCAUUUAGGGUGCCAUCAUCACAAGAUCUAAACUUUACGCGAC